AUGACAUCUAUAAACUUCGCUGCUGCUCAGCAGCGAGUAGAGGAACGCCGCCGGCUUGGAGCAGUCGAGUCAAGAACGCGUCUCGAAUCGCAACAAAAUCUACAAGCCUUGAGCGCGUUGACCCGAUUACCUUUCCCUCUAAAUGACUUAGGGCAACGGGGCUUGGAAGCUUGGGAUGCUAUAAAUGGGAGAGAAGGAACAAGGCCGGCGUAUCGAGUGGGUCAAGUUGAUGCAGAAUUGCUUGAUGAAGAACUUCACGAGUUGCUGAAAGGUCAGGUUGGGGAAGGCCUCAAAUACUUUGGUUCUCAUAUUCGAGACGAUUGGUCCUCAGAAAUCCUGUUAGGCUUGAGAGCUGUCCUCUUCAAGCUGUCCAUCUGGGACCACAACACUUCAUACGGUGCCGCUCUACAGAAUCUCCGGUAUACAGACGCUCGACAUCAAGGACCUGUGUCUGCAGCCCCGACCAAAUGGCAAAAAGGGCUAUAUGGGAUUCUCACUGUUGGUUGUCGAUACGGCUGGACGAAAUGGGAGGAGUGGCUUGCCGACCAGGAGGGAGGCUACGAAGAGCCAAGUGCCAGUGUCCGACUGCUCUCCCGAGUGUCAUCCAUUGCCUCCAUUACUCAUUCGAUUGCAGCGUUUGCUUCAUUUCUCAUCUUCCUGGUCAACGGCCGAUACAGAACCUUACUCGACCGUAUCCUACGCCUCAGGCUUACCUCUUCGAGCAGUCAAGUCAGCCGAGAGGUCAGCUUCGAGUAUCUCAACCGCCAGCUAGUCUGGCACGCUUUCACGGAGUUUCUUCUCUUCCUCUUACCUCUGGUUGGCAUAAGUCGAUGGAAAAGAUGGAUAUCCCGAGCUUGGCGCAAGACGAAAGCCCUAGCGAUAAGUGAUAUGGGCGGCGAGGAUGAAGCGGUCUCGAACGGCGAGCUCGCCUUUCUGCCGGAACGAACGUGCGCCAUCUGCUACCAGGACCAGAAUUCUACAUCGACAUCUGAGAAUGAAAUCAUGGCAAUCUCAGGUGCUUCUGGAGGAGUCAUUGGCUCGGCUCAAAGUGAUGUAACCAAUCCAUACGAAACAAUACCAUGUAGCUGCAUUUACUGCUUCGUUUGCAUUGCUAAAAGGCUAGAGGCAGAGGAAGGGGAAGGCUGGGCCUGCCUUCGUUGUGGAGAGCUGGUUAAAGAAUGUAAACCAUGGGCGGGAGAUGUCUUGGAAGAAGCUUGCUCAACCCUGAAUAAGAAGAAUGUCAGCUUUUCGGAUGAUAAUGGAAGGCGAGAGACACAAGAACGAUCAAAUGCUCAACAUAGCGGGUGA
Messenger RNA from Letharia columbiana, 1308 nucleotides. RefSeq lists its product as uncharacterized. The coding region runs from base 1 to 1308 and encodes 435 amino acids. Gene Ontology annotation, molecular function: zinc ion binding. The transcript is spliced from 3 exons. The record is from RefSeq and is a predicted model, not a curated record. Gene Ontology annotation, cellular component: peroxisomal membrane. Gene Ontology annotation, biological process: protein import into peroxisome matrix. Lineage: Eukaryota; Fungi; Ascomycota; Lecanoromycetes; Lecanorales; Parmeliaceae.